AACUAGUGUUCCGGUUUGGUUGUGAAUGUCAACAAUGCAGGUGCCCUCUUGAAUAAGAGAUUCACUAAAGCCUCUUUCUCCUUCGUAAUUGGCGUAUAUUCCAACUUAAACAUCAAGAUGUCAAAAUCACUUUGGAAUCUUGCAAUAGACCAGGCAAAUACUGUCAAAGAUGAAAAUCAAGCAUCUGAGGACUCAGCAAUCUUCAUCACAGGGAGCAAAAACUCAGGGAAAACAAGCAUAAUUCUGAGAUAUUUAGACAGAGAUGAGCCUCCGAAGCCGACAGUAGCCUUGGAAUACACAUUUGGAAGACGUGCUAAAGGACACAACAUUGCAAAGGAUGUGGGACACAUCUGGGAGCUGGGUGGAGGAACAUGGCUGUCUAAACUCAUGGACAUUCCCAUCAACCCAGAAACUAUAAUGCACACAGGGUUGGUGAUUGUCCUUGAUCUGUCCACCCCCAAGGAACUGUGGUUCACCCUGGAGAGUUUGCUGACGUCAGCACGCUCCCGUGUGGAGAACGUCAUCGCUGAGAUGAAACAGGCUGAUCCUCACAUCAGAGACAAACUGAAAAAGAUGGCGUGGGAAAGAAUUGGAGAGGAACACCCAGACAAGAGUAUGAUUGAUCCCUUCCUGGUCCCGCUGGUCAUUGUGGGGAGCAAGUAUGACGUGUUUCAGGACUUUGACUCUGAGAAGCGGAAGGUGAUAUGCAAGACGCUGAGAUUUGUGGCUCACUCCCAGGGGGCAACUCUGCAGUUCUUCAGCAUCAAGAUGGAGGGCACUAUUAAACGGAUGCAGGGUAUCAUCAAUCACCACCUGUUCCGGACAAACCCAAGUAAAAACAUGCAGGUUGAACAUAACAAGCCCCUGUUUGUCCCAGCCGGGCUUGACUCUCUGCAGACGAUAGGCAACCCCCCAAUCUCGGAUGAUGACAUAGGACGUGUACAUGCAAGGACUCCAAUGGAACUGUGGAAGCAGGCGUUUACUGGACACUUUCCUCAAGAGGUGAAUGUAAACGAGAACACAAACAACCCUGCCAUUGUAGAAGACCCGGCCAAGGAUCCACAGUUUGUGGAAGCAGCCAUUGACACCCUUCGAGCUCAGAAAGAUGAAGAACUGGAGCGAUAUCGACGUCUGGCGGAACGCAGAUCAAGGGAGACAACCACAUAUUAGUUGAUAUUCCAGUGAUUCUCCGUCCAGUAGAUUCAGACAACUGUGAUAAUCCAUGUGCCUCGUCCCUCCAGGUCACAAACUCGUAGCCAGAGGGGGCAAAACAAAACUCUCUACGACUCUUAUUUAUGAAAUCUUAAUGUAAAUUAGACCAGGGUUUUCACAUGGAAUGGGUGCUCAUAAACUUAGGGAUAAAUGUUAUUAAUUUUCAGUCUUUGGAAGGAAAAUGUCAGCCCUGAAAUGUUGGCAGUUCCUGGUAUCAGCAUUCUGCCCUAUGGCAUCAGGGUUCAGCAUCCAAAUGCUGGUCACUAGCUUCUUAUCACCCAUCACAGAGAUGUGCAUCUGUACAUAGUGUGUUCACCGCCUCCAUCUUACUGGGAAAUACACGUCAUAAUACAUCUCUUAAAGAAGGUCAAGGUUAAUGAUAAAAUAAACUCUCAUUAUAAUUUGAAGAUUUUUCCAAACCUGAAGAGUUUUAAUACUGAGCUAAUUAGGCAAUUAGAAUCAAUAUAAUAGGAAAACAUGAAUAUUAUUAUAAAGCUGUCUUGUUAUUGGGAUCAGAAAGAUUUCAUUUUUUUAUUGAUGAUGAAUGAACUUUGCUUCAUUUAUUGAAUUACAUAAAGUCGUCUCCAUCAAUGUUUAUCAUUGCUUGUUUGUUGUGUGUCAGAUAUCAUUGGAAAAAUAAAACAAUUUGAAAUUAUAAA
Haliotis rubra (blacklip abalone) is the source of this 1871-nucleotide messenger RNA. Its product is annotated as cytoplasmic dynein 2 light intermediate chain 1-like. The record is from RefSeq and is a predicted model, not a curated record. The transcript has 17 exons. Gene Ontology annotation, cellular component: ciliary basal body; axoneme; cytoplasmic dynein complex. NCBI's taxonomy places the organism in Eukaryota, Metazoa, Mollusca, Gastropoda, Lepetellida, Haliotidae. Gene Ontology annotation, molecular function: dynein heavy chain binding. The coding region runs from base 118 to 1170 and encodes 350 amino acids. Gene Ontology annotation, biological process: intraciliary retrograde transport; intraciliary transport involved in cilium assembly.